CAGUUAGGGCUUCUAAAUCUCAUAGUUCAACUUCUCUCUCCAUCACCACUUUCGGCCCUUUUCUUCUGUCACUAACUCACAACCGGUACCCUAGAAAGAUUAUCAACCUCCUUUGCUAACUGAUCGGAGAGGAGGAAUCUCUUUUCUGGGCUGCUGCGUAUAGGCCGUUGGGUUUCGAACUCGGCUUCAUUACCACCUGAGACUGCACUUACAGUGAUAUCUGAAGUGAGUUGAUUGAAGAACUGAGGCUUUAGCCCUUUCCAUUCUCCCUAGCAUUUACUGGGUUUUUGAGAAAGAUGAUAAGAAUAUUAAAAUCGAAACCAUUGGCAUCAUAUUUUGAAACUUCGAGCCAUCAAUUACUUCAAAGAUGCUCAGUUAGUAGAACUGCAAAAGGUAAAGGUAAGUUGAAAGAUGGGCAGCAAUUGAAGAGGUCUAAGGUAACUACGAAAAAAGGCGCUGGGGAUGCUCCUCCUACAGGCAGAAAAGGUAGUGAAAAAGAUAGGCUAGAAAAGUUUUAUGAUCAAUGUUUAAAUGCUCCUACUCCUGUUAGGCACUUGACCCCGAAACAGAGAGAACGUGAAGCGGAGAGGGAGAAAUUGGGGCUUAUUAGCAAAGAUCGACAGCGAGAGAUUGAGUUGCUGAAGAAAGAUAAGGGAAAAAUGAGUGUUUCAAAGACACCAACAAUUAUUGGGACUCCUGGUUUGGAUCUGAUAUCACUCGGAUUGGUUGAUGAAAAUGAGCUACCUAAAUAUGAACUGACAGUUGAAGAUGGUCGGAGGCUUGCAAAGGAAUACAGUAGAGUUAUGAUGAGGCGUCAUCGUGCAAGACAAGCAGCGGAAUCAACACUGUUACGAAUGAAGAAAGAAGCGAUUGAGGCAUUGCCUGAACACUUGAAAGCAGCUGCAAUGGUGCCUGAUUUGACUCCAUUCCCAGCAAAUCGCUUCAUGGCAACUUUAACUCCUCCUAUUGAGGGUUAUAUUGAGAAAGUCAAAGAAGCAGCUAAGAGGAGCAGUGGAAAGGAGAAACUUCGAUGAUUAAAAAGAUAGAGCUGUGAAUCUUGUGAUUAUAGAGAUGAAGAUCUUCUAAUGUCCAAAAACUAGAUAUCAUCUUGAAGACGGAGAGCUGUGCUUGGAUGGAAGGACCUUACGAUACAGAAAGCGAGUAAUAAAAGUUACCGAAUUCAGACUUGCCUUUUGGCUUUUGUUAAAUGAAGCACAUAAUUCUUAGGACCCUUGGUUAUUGAAUUCCGUUAACAAAUCCAAGAAUUUUGAUCAAAUUAAUGAAUUUUUCCAUGUUUGUUUGAGUUUUGAUCAAUUCCAUCAAGUUUUAAACGUACUGUUGUACACUGAACCGUGUAACAGCAACAUUUAAGAUUCAUUGCUUUGGAAUCGGAAGUGUUAUAAAAGUCGUUUGUCAGUUAUAAUGGAUCUUUUUUUACUA
Messenger RNA from Cannabis sativa, 1440 nucleotides. RefSeq lists its product as uncharacterized. NCBI's taxonomy places the organism in Eukaryota, Viridiplantae, Streptophyta, Magnoliopsida, Rosales, Cannabaceae. The transcript has 3 exons. The record is from RefSeq and is a predicted model, not a curated record. Bases 297 to 1034 code for a protein of 245 amino acids. Gene Ontology annotation, cellular component: mitochondrial large ribosomal subunit; mitochondrial ribosome.